AUGAAGAGACUCGAUUUAGUAACUGCAUUGCAGCAACAUUUGUUAGAGAAUCACAGUUUGGCCUACCUAAAGUGUGCGGAUUCAUUAGCGAUGGAAAAGGAGAAACAAACAAAUGUCUACAUUUUAGGAAAAUAUAACAAUAAACACCUGUUAGAGCGUUGUCAUUUUGUGGCUACCGACAAAUUAUCUCGCGCAUUAUGUGUGCCAUUUACCGCAUCAGUGGCAUAUUUAAAGAUUCAGUUCAACUUUAUGGCAGUUUUCUUUAAGAUUCUUGUUAAUUUAAUGAAGAGAAUAAUUUGUGAGUUUCUAUCUAUUAUUCAACCAUCUUAG
Molecule: messenger RNA, 330 nt
Organism: Echinococcus granulosus
Lineage: Eukaryota; Metazoa; Platyhelminthes; Cestoda; Cyclophyllidea; Taeniidae
Exons: 2
Coding region: 1-330 (109 amino acids)
Source: RefSeq, a predicted model, not a curated record